GUUUCCCUUAUCAUCAAAGACCAAUGUUUGCUAGCUUUAUAUAUAAAAACAGUGAAAUGAUUUAUUUUUCUUUUUUUUUCUAAAAACAAAAGAAAAAAAUUCACUAUAUAUUUUCUUUCUUUUAUUGAUUCUUCAACAACAAACAACAACGUCUUGUCACUCCAUUCAUUUUUUUUUUUGAGUCUCACAAAACACUUCUCACCUCCGCCGUUUCCCACCACCACCACCACCACCCAAUCAGCCACCGCCGUCAAUCCAUCCGAUCAGACAGUAUCAUAUUCCCCAUGAAGAAAUAAAAAUAAUUAUGACAACAUCCAUUUCUUCAUUUCUUUUUAUUAUAAUAUAUGAUGCUUCUUAAAUCUGAGUUCUUCCUCAUCUUCUGCUUAUUCCUUCAUCCCAAAUUACUACAAGAAGAACCCUUAACCUAAGGGCUUUUAGUAAUGGUUGACUAAACCAAAACCAACCCACUUUAGGGUUUUCAUUGUUUUUGAGUACUUGAUUUAGGGUUGAGCUCUUUCCUCUCUUUUCUUUCUUUCUUUCUUUCUUUUUUUUUUUUUUUGGUGAAGUUUCUGCAAGAAUGGAAGAAUAUGGUAAUCAGCUGGGAGAAAACAGUGGAGGAGGAAGAGGAGGCGGAGGCGGAGGCAGCUUCUUGUACGGAGGCGGCGGCGGACCGGUGUUAGCGCCGCCGAGUUCAUCUGUAUAUGCAAGAACAAGCAGCGGGUCAAACGGUCAACAGAAUCAACUUCCGAUGAACAGUACUGCUUUCCAGCUUCAUUCCGGCGAGUGUUACGAUCAAUCCGACGGCCAAAACCACCACCCGACGGUUAAAACCGAAGCGGGUUCUUCUCAUCAUCAUCAUCAUCAUCAAGGACAGAAGUUUCACUACCCUUCUAUAAUCCGAACUCAUCAUCAUCAUCAACAUUUACAACAACAAAGAGAUGAAAAUGAAAGCGGAAAUAAUGGAAAUUCAGAUGAAGCCGAUGCUAUUAAAGCUAAGAUAGUUGCUCACCCUCAAUAUUCCGACCUUUUGGAUGCUUAUAUGGAUUGCCAGAAGGUGGGAGCUCCGCCGGAGGUGGUGGCGCGGCUUACAGCAGUCCGGCAGGAGUUCUUGGCGAGGCAGCGAGCUUCCAUGGCCGGGAGAGACAUCUCUAAAGAUCCAGAACUUGACCAGUUUAUGGAAGCUUAUUAUGAUAUGUUGGUGAAAUAUCGAGAUGAACUUUCGAGGCCAUUACAAGAAGCUAUGGAGUUCAUGCGAAGAGUCGAAUCUCAGCUAAAUAUGCUUGGAAAUGGUCCCGUCCGGAUCUUCAACAAUGAUGAGAAAUGUGAGGGUGUUGGAUCAUCUGAGGAGGACCAAGAUAACAGUGGUGGGGAAACAGAACUUCCUGAGAUAGAUCCCCGAGCAGAAGACCGGGAACUGAAGAACCACUUACUGAGGAAGUAUAGUGGAUAUUUGAGUAGUCUCAAACAAGAACUUUCAAAGAAAAAGAAGAAAGGCAAACUCCCCAAAGAUGCUCGACAAAAGCUUCUUAGCUGGUGGGAAUUACACUACAAAUGGCCAUAUCCUUCGGAGACGGAGAAGGUGGCUUUGGCUGAAUCAACUGGACUAGACCAGAAACAGAUCAAUAAUUGGUUCAUAAACCAAAGGAAAAGACACUGGAAGCCUUCUGAAGACAUGCAAUUCAUGGUUAUGGAUGGACUUCAUCCGCAGGCUACUGCCCUCUAUAUGGAAGGUCACUACAUGGGUGAGGGUCCUUACAGGUUGGGGCCGUGAAUGACUGGCGGCAUUUUGGACAAGUUUUUCAGCCAAUAAGGGAUGUACAUUUCCAUGGCUCCUUGUGAAAUUUGGUUAUUAGUGUGUGUCGAAAGGCGGAGCUCUAUAUUACUUUUGAUGGAACACAAGUAGAAACUUUCCUUGUGUGGAGACGGUAUGUUUUGGAACCUGAAAGAAUGUUCAAGUAAGGGUUGCAUGAUUUAGCUUUGCGUAAUGAUUGUUUGAAAGUUUUCAAUGAAGCUGCUAUCAUGUAAUGAUCAGGUCAUCCAAAAAUACCAGUCUCUUUUAGACUUUUUCAUAUGCGUUUUGCCUCCAAAAGAGGGGCCUACUAUGAUUUAUCUCAUUGACUAUGGUUUUGUAAUAUGUAUAGAACUGAUUAAGCAUUUGACUUUUCAAGGUUGAUCAGACGCUAAGAAUCUGUGUUGUUUUUGUGACAAAUUGUGAGAAUGUGAUAAGUACUAUUAUUAUGUGCAUGCUUUGUUAGAAUUUUGCUAAUAUUCUUGAAGAAUAAAAAUAUUUAUCCAG
This is a messenger RNA of Oldenlandia corymbosa var. corymbosa, 2296 nucleotides long. The record is from the annotation of a GenBank genome assembly. NCBI's taxonomy places the organism in Eukaryota, Viridiplantae, Streptophyta, Magnoliopsida, Gentianales, Rubiaceae.